Molecule: messenger RNA, 1814 nt
Organism: Nezara viridula (southern green stink bug)
Lineage: Eukaryota; Metazoa; Arthropoda; Insecta; Hemiptera; Pentatomidae
Source: the annotation of a GenBank genome assembly
UUACUACCUGGUGGUGUCUAACCUCUAUGACGGUAUUGGAAAAUAUUUGAGUGUUUAGUUACCAGUUUGUUCAAAUGGCGACUUCAGAUAACGAAGAAAAGAAGUUAUUAGAACUUUUUGAUGAAGGGUAUGAUUUGUUUAACUGUGUCUCACAUUGUGAUGAACCCACAAACAGUAUUGUUAUACAGAAUAAAAUCAAACAAGCUAUGCGGAUGCUGGAAGAAGCAACACGCCUCACAUCAAUGGGUGGAAUAUUCAGUUCUAAUGAAUCUGUUGAUGAAGUCGCCACUGAAAACCUUAGGUUAUUUUUAUUACCAGCUCUUCUGGGGACACUAGCAUUGAAGCUGACAGUUCGAUCGAGGAUUGAAGUUGUUGAAACAAGUGAUAUUUAUUUUCGGGAUUUUUUGCAAAGAUGUAAUGACUAUGGUAUAUCCAAUAUUGAUAUUCCCCCGCCUGUGUCCUUUGAGUCAGAAGAGGAGGAUAAAACUGCAAAUAAAAGGCCUAUGUUUGAUCUAGUUGGUGCUGCAAGAACUAGGGCUUCUAAAAUUCAGAGAUUCAAAGAAGAAAAAGCUCUUGAAGAAGAAUUAAGCACUUUAUCAAAAUUACUUAAAUCAGAUACUGUCGAUGAGGAAGUGAAAAGGGAUUACUAUUUAAAAUUAAUUAAAUCCUUUGUUUCAAAAGCUGAGGAAGAAUUAGAUUGUUUGCAGUCGGAAAAGAAAAUAUUAGCUCAUAUGAAAAGUGUGGCAAAGGAAGAUUCACUUUCAAAUUCAGAAGAAAGUAAAAAACGAAGACCCCCUGCUCCUAAACCACUGAUGCCAGUGAUUAUUACAAGGGAUGAGGUUCAAAAAGCAGUGUUUGGUGCUGGCUAUCCAAGUUUACCAACCAUGACUGUUCAAGAAUUCUAUGAUAAAAGGGUUCAAGAAGGAAUAUUUCCUGCUCAUCGCGAUCUACAGCAAGAAGUCAGAAAUUUGAAAGAAACCAGUACUGGUUCUAAGGAAGAGAUGGAAAAAGAACAGAGGGAAAUUCUGGUCGAACAAGAUGAUUCAGAUGAGAUUGCUCGACAAAGAGCAAUGGACGACUUUAAAGAUGAAAACAAAAGAGGUUGGGGGAAUAGAUAUAACAGAAGUUAAAAACCAUGCUUUGACCUCGAACCCUUCAUUGUAUAUAUUAUAAAUUAUAAAACAAAUAUAAUAUAAAAAUAAGCUUUAAUGAAACUAAUUUUUCUUUUUUAUAAAAAAAUAAGUUAAAAAAAUUCCCACCAAAAAGAAAAGUUUUUUAUUGCAUAUCGUGGAAAAUAAAAUCUGUGAAUGAUUCUUGACUUACUUUAGAGUGUAAAUAAAAUUUACAAUUAACAUUUAAGGAGUUCAGAAUAUUAGGGGUCGAAGUAAUAAAAUGUAAUAUUGAGUUAUUUUCAUUUAAAGUAUUGUUAUGCAAUAAUUAUUGUACUGUAAAAAGCAAGUUUAUUUUUCUUUGUCUGACAUUGUACCUAUAAUUUAAGAUUAAAUUAAAAAUUUUCUAAGAAUUAUUUUUAUUUACACGGCCUUAGCUAGGCACAGUGAUGUUAUAAUUAUAUUGAUAAAUAUUAAAUUUAGUUUUUGCCUAGUUAAAAACUUAUUUUAUACUUUGAUCUCUUUGCUACUGAAUAUAUAUUUACUCUUAAUUUUUCCACUUAAACCAAUUUUGAAAACAAAAAAAAACAUGGUCCUCUAAACUUCUGAAUCUUAUUGAACAUUGGUAUAAUUAAUUGUGUGGUGUGUUUUAGUUAUCCAUAUACAUACUUCUUGUAUUAUAACUAACUUAAAACUUUUUGUGUG